CGUGCAAGGCCAUGUCCUUCGAAAGGUCACUGGUGCUAAGCAGUUUCGGUUAUUCCUGCUUCAUAAUCAGGUCGAUAACCCGUCAUGACAUUCUCUCAAGCUGUUGCCACUCGAAUUUAACCGGACAUUCCCUUCAUAUGUUGCUUUGGAUAUUCUUCCGUCAGUGAUAUUAUCACCUAGAAUUAAUCCUUAAAACUCAAUGGCCGAUCUUAAUAAACCACUUGAUGGUAAUAUUGUCAUAUCACGUCGAACGUUAAACACAUUUGGUGGAGUCUUUUGUUCCGUAACACUAUCUCAGUUCAGUAGUGUAAUAUUUCUGCGUUUAGGGUUCAUCAUCGCUCAUGCUGGUUUGCUGGAAAGUAUAUUACAACUAAUUCUAUCUUAUUUUAUCUUGUUGCUGACUGUGUUUUCCAUAUGCGCAAUUAGUACAAAUGGAGCAGUUGAAGGGGGAGGUGUAUAUUUCAUGCUUAGUCGAACUUUAGGUCCCGAGUUUGGUGGAGCUAUUGGAUCGAUAUUUUUCUUCGCUCAAGUUUGUAGUGCUGCUUUAUAUAUAGCAGGCUUAGUGGAGGCUGUGCUAAUAAAUUUCGGCCCUGGAGGUAUUUUAUUCGAUGGGGUACUACCUGGUGAAAAUCACUGGUGGAGUUAUCUAUAUGCCUUAGUUAUACUCGCACUUUGUAUGUCUAUCUUACUAAUUGGGAGUCAAAUGUUUGCUCGUGCUCUUUAUUUCAUUCUUGGAGUUGUGAUUAUUGUUAUCAUAUGUGUAUUCGCUAGUUUCUUUCUACAACCAAAAUUAAUACCUUUGCCAAGAUCUAAUUCCCUUAUCUAUAAUUCAUCAACACCAAAUGAUGUAACUAUAUUUGCUGAGUUCACCAGUUUAAAUGGGAAUACAUUCAAAGAAAAUAUUUUUCCUAUGUAUUCAAUUGAUUAUACUACUGGUACAUUGACAUCAUUCGUCAUUGUUUUCUCCGUAUUAUUUUCUGGUGUAACCGGAAUAAUGAACGGUGCGAAUGUAUCUGGUGAAUUAAAGAAUCCUUCGCGUUCGAUCCCUCUGGGAACUUUAUCAGCUUUACUUUUUACAUUGUUGAUUUAUCUCGUUAUGAUGAUAUUCUCAGCCGCUUCUACCAGCCGAUAUCUGUUGGUAAAUAACAAUAUCUUUAUGCAGUCAAUCAGUUUUUGGCAACCAAUCGUUGUAAUAGGUGUCUUUGCAACCACAUUAUCUGCAGCUUUAGGCAAUCUUAUUGGAGCCUCACGUAUAUUGGAAGCAAUAGCUCGUGAUGAAUUAUUCGGUCGAGUUCUUCGUCCGGCAAAAUGGACCACAAAACGUGGAAAUCCGAUAGUUGCAGUUCUUUCUGCUGGAUUGCUUUGUUUGCUAAUUUUGCUUAUUGGUAGAUUAAAUGCUAUCGCUCCACUUGUAUCUGUUCUAUUUUUACUGGCCUAUGCUUCUGUGAAUUUGGCGUGCGCUGGUUUAGACGCUGCCUCACCACCAAAUUUCAGGCCAACAUUUCGAUAUUUUAAUUGGAUGACUUCGAUUUUAGGAAUGGUUGGCUGUAUCAUUAUGUGUUUAUUAAUUCAGCCAAUUUAUACAGUAAUCGCACUUCUUGUUUUGGGUCUACUAGUUUUUUCAUUAUAUCAACGUCAUUUAGAAUCGUCUUGGGGUAAUAUUGGACAAGCGCUUCUAUUUCAUCAGAUUCGUAAAUAUUUGUUGUUGUUGGAUUCCCGUAAAGAUCAUGUUAAAUACUGGCGACUUCAAUUACUGUUAUUAGUUGCAAAUCCACGUUCGUCAGCUUCGCUUGUUCAAUUUAUGAAUAGUUUAAAAAAAGGCGGUCUGUAUGUGGUUGGUCAUGCAAUAUAUGGUGAUCCGGACGGAUUUAUCGACCAGUCGGAUCCAUGCCUUAGUCAACGUUGGUAUUGGACGCAAUAUGUGAAAUAUUUAAAAACUAAAGCGUUUGUAGAGGUAACAAUUGACCAAAGUGUACGCAGAGCUAUAUCACAUCUGAUUCGAAUUUCAGGUUUGGGUGCAAUGCGUCCAAACACAGUGUGUUUAGGAUUUUACGAUGACAAGUCAUCGGUUGAUGUAUUAGCUAGGAUUUGGAAAGAACGUAAAGUAAAAACAUUCAGUUCAUGGCCAAAUCAUAUUCAUUCAUAUGAUUCUGCGGAUUUAAUCAUUAACAGCAGUGAUGCUCAAACGACAAAUGCUUAUCAAACAAACAGCAGUGAACUACUAGCUAAUUUCGAUGCAAUUUCGAAUCACGAUUCAAAUUCUAUUUUUGUAAGUCAGAAUAAUUCAGAAUUUCAAUUUCACGGGGAUCAUCGUCCUGGUCGUCUUACCUCACAGGAAUAUGUUGGCAUCAUUCGGGAAAUUCUUAAUAUGGAGACCAAUGUUGUACUUGCUCGAAAUUUUGACAGAGUUAUUUUUGAUGAAGGUAUAUCCGGUUGGGAUACAACUCGACACUAUUUCCGUAAUAUUUUUCGUCCAACUCAUCGUUCACAAGGGAUGGAUUUCAAUUACAAUGACGGUUAUAAUGCAGGUUCAAUGAUGGCUGAAACUGGCUCAAUGUCUGAAGUUAAUCCUUAUAUAGUAGACACUUCAAAAGCUAUAUUCUUUGAUAUAUGGCCAAUAAAUCUUAUUGAGUUCUAUGGUGAAAAUUCAUAUCUAUCAUCGUCAUCAUCAUGUGAAGGGGUUUACGAACAAAUAAUUGAUCGUACUGGUCUUUUUCUCUUACAACUUGCCUGUUUAGUUGCUAGAUCGCCUUAUUGGCGUAAACGUCGUCAUCCACCAAAACUGCGUGCAUUUUUCCCUUACUUACCUAAAUUAAAUGAAAUGAACCCAUCUAGUGAGGUUGUUACGUCAACUGAUAAAGCACGUUGUCAACUAUCAACUUUGUUAAAAAAUUUACGAAUUCCCGCUGAAAUACAUCUGGUUGAUGUGGAUAGUUCGGUGAUGAAGAGAAAUUUAAUAUCAAAAAAUAUCAAUAAUAAUGACAACAGAAGAAUAAUCUAUUUAAACCAAUUAAUUUUGUCUCAUUGUCAUCCGAAUACAACGGCUUUAUUUCUUUACUUACCUAAACCAAAUUCAGAUUUAUCAUUAGCUGAUAUUUAUUUGAAUCAAUUGAGUAUACUGACAGAUGCAUUGCCACCAACAUUGCUAGCUCAUGGUUUACAUGAAGUCACAUCGGCUGAACUAUGAUGAUUUAUUUCUAUUUAUUUUUGUGCUCUAAUACAAGAAUUUGGAGUGAAUCAGCAGCAAACUGCUUGUACGUUUGGAUAUACCAAUAUGUCAAUAAUUGAACUUAUCUUGUUUUUCAUUGCUAUAUAGUUGAUUUCCCUCUGAUUAAAUUCAUUGUUAUCUGUUGAUUUACGUAAACGUAUAUAAAUUAUCUUUUGAUUAAUACAGCUGUUUUGCAAAUUGAUCAUGUCUUAUUCACUACUUCGUUUACAAAACAGGAUUAUAGUAAUCUUCCUUCAGUAUAUCUUCGUGGUCACAUUUCUAUGUAUGACUGAUUUCAACCUAAGGAUAAAAUAUUGAAAUUUAACCAAUCAAUUGAUCAUUACUAAUAAGCACACUAAAUCAAAAAAAAUUCUUAGUUGGUGAACUGUACAACAUGAGAUAAAUGAAUUUAUAUUCUGCUGUCUUCUGGGUAUGUUGUAUUCUCUGUUGGUUGUUUGAUGCCUAGAUUUGUUUACUUGAGCAUUAAAAAAGAAAGAUAGUGUUUCAGUUGUUAAUCUUUAUUGCGUCUGACCGUUGCUUUCUUGGUGUAAGUUAACAUUAUAAUUAAGCCAUACCAAAUUGCUUAUACUUAUACACGUAUAAGGUUUGAUUGUGAAACAGCUUGUUCGUGUGUCGACGAUUAAUAAUAAUCAAGUGUGCUUAGUGUUAAUCUAAUUACUAUUUAUAUACCAAUUCGAUGACACAUAAUUUAUUUUUAUAAUGACAAUAGAAAAGAAAAAGCAGACAAUAUCUGUAUGGCAUACUGUGUUCAUGAACUUUGUUGAACUCAACUUAUUCAAAUUUAAUCAUUUUUCACUUGUUAACAUCAUGCUUUUCGGUUCGUGAUUUUGACUAGAUUAAUGAAUGGUUUUGUAUUUUCAUUUGUUUGUCUUUUAAGUAAUUUUUCUUUUUUUCAUGCGAUAUACAUGUAUUCAUCUUUUUUUUUUUGAAAUUAUAAAUUUGAUUUAUUUGUUUUUUAAUCAGUUAUAAUAAUUACAUACAAUCAUAAACGGUGACAACUUAAUUGUAUAUUUAUUAUUAACAAUAACUGUUGCUUACAUUUACGUGACAGAUAUUCUUGUUGAUUAUUCUAUUUACAUUCUAAGAUUAACUAAACGUUGAAAGUGCU
Molecule: messenger RNA, 4337 nt
Organism: Schistosoma turkestanicum
Lineage: Eukaryota; Metazoa; Platyhelminthes; Trematoda; Strigeidida; Schistosomatidae
Source: the annotation of a GenBank genome assembly